UGGCUCGGUAGCAAUUUUUUGUUCCGGGUACGAACCGCGCGGAGCGCGCUUUCCCCUUUGUGGGGUCGAGAAGGAACAGGUCGUGCAGGUCGCCCAAGAUGGAUCGUGUCUAUGUGGGCAACAUUGACUGGAAGAUCACAUCUGCUGAACUCAAGGAGCACAUGGAGUCUAUUGGAGAAGUUGUGAGUGCCGAAAUCUUCCAAGAUAGCACUGGCAGAUCCAGAGGCGUUGGUCUGGUGCAGUUCACCUCCCCUGAGGAUGCAAAUUCCGCCAUCGCCAAACUCAAUGACUCCACGCUGGGUGAGCGCAUGAUCUUCGUCCGGGAGGACCGGAAAGAUGGAAAGGGCAAAGGUUUCAAGGGCGACAAAGGAGAUGGCAAAGGGAAAAAGGGUGAGAAGGGGGACGGCUAUGGCAAGAGCUACGGCAAGGGCUUUGACAAAGGUUACGGCAAGGAUGGCAAAGGCAAAGGCAAAGGGAAGGGUCUGCAAGUUGGCCCUGGCGACCGGGGGCGUUUGCUUUAUGUUGGGAACUUGCCAUCUGGAAUUCCUUGGCAGAAAGUGAAGGAUCUUUUCAAGCAAUAUGGCAACGUGAUCCGCGUGGAGAUGCCCACGGACAUGAAUGGAGAAUCAAAAGGCCACGGUAACGUGCUGUUUGAGACAGAGGAUGACGCUCAGAGGGCGAUCCAGGAACUGAACCAAAGCGACUUUGAGGGCAGGAGUAUCGUGGUUCGAUUGGACAACUACGUAUAAGCCGUAUAAGAGCUUCCACUCUCCGGAAGCGGAAUAUUUUUGGAAUAUUAUCUGACCGGUGAAGACACCCGGAUUGAGCUGGAAAUUAAAGAGGGGACGAAGGUUGGUCCAAAGCCGCACGGAACGGAGACUUCGAAAUCGAAUUACG
Molecule: messenger RNA, 897 nt
Organism: Durusdinium trenchii
Lineage: Eukaryota; Dinophyceae; Suessiales; Symbiodiniaceae
Source: the annotation of a GenBank genome assembly